CCGACGUGCGCUAUGGCGGCACGCCCUCGCAGCUGCCCUCCAUGCACGCCCGCACCCGUCUCUGUCCUCUUCCACCCCCUGUCCUUAUCCCCUCACCUGGCCGCCGAGCUCCACAAACACAAGUCGCCCUCCCCUCGUCGGCGGGAGCUUCUUCUUCCUCUGCCUCGGCUCAUCUUGUGUGAUGCCCCUAAUCCAAGAACUGCCCAGGCAGAAAAAUUUCUGAAAGAAACACACGGAUCAGAUUGCUUUCGCCGUGUGUGCGUGCGUGUGUAUAGACAGGGGGAAAGAGGUCGAUCGACGAUCAAGACCCGAGCGCAAGACAGGGCAGAUUUGUUGAGUAGCGAUCGAGGGAGCGAGGAAGGACAGAGAUGGAGCAGGUGCUGAACGCGGUGAUGGACCUGGUGGUGCCGCCGGCGAGCAUGGUGAUGCUGGCGUUCGCGUGGCCGACGCUGUCCUUCCUGCGCGGCGUCGAGUGGGCGCUCAAGACCCUCACCAAGGAGGACAUGCUCGGCAAGGUGGUCGUCAUCACCGGCGCCUCCUCCGCCAUCGGCGAGCAAAUCGCGUACGAGUACGCGAGGCGGAACGCGAACCUGGUGCUGGUGGCGCGGCGGGAGCAGCGGCUGUUCGGGAUACGCGACAACGCGCGGCUGCUGGGUGCGGGGCAGGUCCUCGUCAUCGCCGCCGACGUCGUCAAGGAGGACGACUGCCGGAGGCUCGUCAGCGACACCGUCGGCUACUUCGGCCAGCUGAACCAUCUGGUGAACACCGUGAGCUUGGAGCACGAUUUCAACUUCGAGGAGGCCGCGGACACCACGGCUUUCCCUCACCUCAUGGACAUCAACUUCUGGGGAAACGUUUACCCGACCUACGCCGCCCUCCCCUACCUGCGUCGGAGCCAAGGUCGCGUCGUCGUGAACGCGUCCGUCGAGAGCUGGCUGCCCAUGCCCAGGAUGAGCCUCUACUCGGCGGCGAAAGCCGCGGUGGUUGACUUCUACGAGACGCUCCGGUACGAGGUGAAGGACGACGUGGGCGUGACGGUGGCGACGCACGGGUGGGUCGGCGGCGACGCCGGCGGCGGCAGGUUCACGCUGGAGGAAGGCGCGGCGGAGAUGCAGUGGAAGGAGGAGCGGGAGGCGACGCUGUCGGGAGGGCAGGUGGAGGCCUACGCGCGGGCGCUGGUGGCCGGCGCCUGCCGCGGCGACGCCUACGUCAAGCGCCCCAGCUGGUACGACGUCUUCCUCGUCUUCCGCGUCUUCGCGCCCGACGUCCUCGCCUGGACCUUCCGCCUCCUGCUGUCCACGGCCGCCCAGAGCACGGCUCCCACCACGGCGGCCGCCCGUCGCCCGCCGCCCGCCGCGCUGCCGGCCCCGCCGGUCCGGCCGCUGCUCGAGUACCCGGCGGCGGCUCGGAGGACGGCCGCCGCCCAGAUGCAGAAGCUGGAAUAAUGAGACUGCGGUGCACCGUGCACGAGCACAUGUUUGCGAACGAUGCUUUGAUCUCUCAACUCUUCUGGGAGUAAAAACUGGUCCUCCAUUGCAUUCGCAGGUUUAUGUACCAAAUAUGAACUGAUUUCGUUUGGUCUCUCGAAUAAAUCGCCGGGUUUGUACGGCAAACUUGCA
Molecule: messenger RNA, 1619 nt
Organism: Panicum virgatum (switchgrass)
Lineage: Eukaryota; Viridiplantae; Streptophyta; Magnoliopsida; Poales; Poaceae
Product: 11-beta-hydroxysteroid dehydrogenase-like 5
Exons: 5
Coding region: 369-1445 (358 amino acids)
Molecular function (GO): oxidoreductase activity
Source: RefSeq, a predicted model, not a curated record